Molecule: messenger RNA, 240 nt
Organism: Closterium sp. Naga37s-1
Lineage: Eukaryota; Viridiplantae; Streptophyta; Zygnematophyceae; Desmidiales; Closteriaceae
Source: the annotation of a GenBank genome assembly
AUGGCGUGGGCACAACUCGCGGCGUCCAGAAGCUUCCUCCUGUUUUUUCUCGUCGUCGCCCUCGCUACCAGCGCCAACGCGAGAAUUUUUAGGCAGCCCGUACUGGGCCGCCUGCUUCCGUUCCCGGGAAGACUACGAUGCGUGCUGCGCGCCGAUAUGAGCUCCAACGAGGUGCUGAGCUCGACGCUGGGAGGCGAUGCGGGCGCCAAUGCCGAUCUAUGGAUCCGCUUGUACUGGUAA